AUGGCAGAAGUUAAGUCAAUGUCGAGCAACGAGCACACGGACGGAGGUUUGGCGGAUGAGCACCCAAAUGAACACAGUCAACCUGCACCUGUUCAGUAUUUUGUAUUGAAGACGUUAAAAUCAUUAUGGAUGAAAAAAUUCAAACAAGAGCUAAGGGAAAUUGAAAAAAACGACACAGACGAAGGACGACAAAUAGCUGCUUCAUUCCUUCUCAAACAGUUAGGUUUCGUCCUCGGUGCAAUUACGGAGCGCUUGUAUAUACGGGUUGCAAUCACGCUGGAGCAGGUGUCGCCCCUGUUAACUCCGGGAGUUAGGUUUCGUCCUCGGUUACAACGUAAGAACGGCCGAGAAGCUACCGAGUUCUGGAAUCUCUUUGAAAAGAAGAGGGAGCUGGAAAAACAACAGUUAAGCACAUUAAAAGUCAUGGGUACUGCAGCUGUACAUCAAGUGGCUCAGUUAAUUGGACGUCUAUCGAACGGGCAAGAUGACAAGUGCGGCGAGGAUAAAGAUAAUGGCAAAAAUAUAGCAAACAUGAAACGACAAGGAGACGUCCAUCUCGAUCAAACAAAAUCAAAAUCCCGAAAAAUUGAUGCUCAUGAGCCAGCUGAUGGCCAGGUAGAUAAACAUCAGGAUGACGACGAAGCGAUUAGAGACAUUUUGGGCAACGCCUUUGAAUGCUCGGAGGCGAUGAAAACAGUUUGUUCAAUCUACGCGAAACAAAAUCCGGUUGGGGAUUUAAUCGACCUCCGUCUGUGUUCGCCCUUUCUCGGAAAGCUUCCAAGAUCAACAGCAGAAUCGUAUUUUUCUGAGAUGGACACUAUAACAGAAUCACUAAUUUCUACCGAUGUGCAUGAUUUUCUCGUUCGUUUCUUCUCACAAGCUACAACAGGCGAAGGGUGGCAAAAGAAGAUUGACGAUCUGCGAUGUCAAGACUCAGAUGAUUUUUUGAUGGUUGCCAUAGUGCGAAUUGUCCGAAGUACCCUGCCGCAAUUUAUAAAAGCGUUCUCUCUUGGCGCUCAAAAUCCUCUCCUAAACAUAGCCGCGAUCAAAACAACUCAUCUAAAUGCCUUUGUCCACCCGUGUCUUGAUGCUGCUUUGUGGCACAUAGCGGGGUUACAUUACAAGUAUGGAGAAGUCCCAUCUAAAUAUCACAUUGACAAAAACCUCACUGAUGGCAUUGGAUGCAUGACCAAUGCGGAUGAAUUCCAGCUGGUCUACGUUGAAGGAUUAAGGCCGGCGGCAAAGGAAGAAAAGGAGAUUGCUGAUGUCACAAAAAUUGCGCGUAACUUAAAGAAUAUUUUCGCAAGAACUGUCAAAGAAAUAAUCAAGAAUCGGAGGCGUCUGCUGAAAAAUUUAACUGUAUUUGGUGGUCAAAAAGCUGAUAAUGCCUCCACAGCCAAUGUCAAUUCAGGAAAUUAUUGCCUGAACGAAGUAGACAACGCAAAUCUUCCUCGAGAUUUCACAGAGAUGCAAGACUUCGUUUAUUUUUAUGAAUGCGUGGUGAAAUGGGCGCUGCUGGCUCGAAACGUCGUAAAGUCCUUUAACGAGGCAAGGAUAGAGAAGAGGCCUUCGCGCCUUUCGUACGCAGGCGGUCUACUCAAUAUGAUUGAUCCCUGA
Molecule: messenger RNA, 1617 nt
Organism: Funneliformis caledonium
Lineage: Eukaryota; Fungi; Glomeromycota; Glomeromycetes; Glomerales; Glomeraceae
Source: the annotation of a GenBank genome assembly